This is a messenger RNA of Daphnia carinata, 4127 nucleotides long. RefSeq lists its product as uncharacterized. The transcript is spliced from 7 exons. Bases 327 to 3581 code for a protein of 1084 amino acids. Gene Ontology annotation, biological process: proton transmembrane transport. The record is from RefSeq and is a predicted model, not a curated record. Gene Ontology annotation, cellular component: membrane. Lineage: Eukaryota; Metazoa; Arthropoda; Branchiopoda; Diplostraca; Daphniidae. Gene Ontology annotation, molecular function: proton channel activity.
CCAACUUUGAAGCCGUGCAGACAAGCCCCGGUGCUGCACGCCACGCUGAACGAAAAGAUUUCGUUUUUCAUUUUAAUUCACUGGAACAGCUGAAUAACAAACAGACCCGCCCUUUUUAACGAGUCCGUGAGAGAAAAAAAAAAAAAAAUUGGAGUUUCUCUCACGAGUUUUUUUUGGUGAUCAGUGUUUUUUUUUUUUUAUUAUGGCGGGAAUGGUUUGAUCGGGUUCGUUCGACCACCCACAUUUUUCCUUUACGGUCAAGUGUUUUUGUUGUUGUGAAAUUGCAUUUAGAAACAAGACAAACAACUAUUUACGAACGCAAAAAAAUGGACGAAGAAUUAUUGCCGGCCGGAAUGGCACCCAUUACCGUAGUUCCUAGCACCAGUUACUCAUCAACAGCACCGACAAGUCCGUCCAUUUAUCCAAAUUUACAACCCGAAAUGGCGACCGAAGAGCCAUCGGCUGGACGGCGGGGAAAUCCUUCGUCUCCGAUGGCCAACCGACCGCAGGAAAUGAUUGCCGAAGAAGUGCUUUCGAAUAACGGCCAAUUAAAGAAUCAACCGAGCACUAGCUAUCUGAGUGGCAACGUCAAUUACAAUGGCGGCAAUGUCACAUUUCAUUCGGCGCCGCAUCGGCCUAAAAACAAUCGCAAAAAGUCGCGUAAAUUGACUUUAACUCAAGUCUGUUCGGACGAAGCUGCUUUGAAAUCACCUAAAAUCAUCCAGCAUCAUCCGCCGGAACCGACUUCACCCCCGCCGAUGAAGCCCAUGGAUCCGGAUCGAAUUUCCAAUAAUUCAAGUUUGAUUGGGUUUGAAUCGGAUAAUUCAGGCACGUCGGCGUCGACUUUGUCUUCGUCCUCUUCACUUAAAUCGGGACCCGAACGUAAAAUCAAUCGAAUCUUUUCCAUGUUGCAAUCGAUGCAGCAAACGUUCAUGCAACAACAGCAGCAGCCACAACAACAACAACAACAACAACAGCUACAACUGAAACAGAAAAACCCCGAACCGAUUUACGAGCAGCCCAAUCAAUCAUCGGGCAGUAUGGCUUCCGGUAUGGAUACGAUCCAGGCAAACGAUCGUCGAGGUCAACAGCUGCGCAUGGAUUUGCAACAAUCGUCUGCUUCCGCCCCCCCCAGGCAAUUGCUGUACGGUCUGGGCAGAAGUCAAGAUUCUUUAAUGACUUCGCGGAUAUCUGGCCCGCACGGCAAUAAGAUUUACAUGGCGCCCAACAUUGGUGGUGCCAAUGCCAAUAACAAAGGGCCCAUUUACGCCAGUUGGAAUGGCUCGCAAUGUUCGGGAUUCACGUGCACGACAGUGACGAGUGACGGAGCAUCGCCACCGCUAACACACGCCAUGCCUUUCCACAAAGACGGAUGGACGUCGCUUUUCAUCGUGGGCAGCUCAACCUACGCCCAACUCCUGAUCGUCAUCUGCAUCGUGGCGGCCCUGUCCGAAGUCGUCACUCACAACGUCCCGUUCCUCUAUUUUGAGACUUUCUUCGCCUUCUUAUACACCGUUUCGAUCGUGUUCUUUCUGUACGUGUUCGGCUAUUUAUUGCGAUCGAAACGACGCCGAGAGGAGAAGAAACGCUUGAGGAAAUUAAGCCGAUGGAGGGAAUCGAACAUGGCCAACCCGACGACGACCACCGAAGAUGAAACCAGCGAUUACGACGCUGUACGCAAUCCCGAUUCCAGCAUAUCGGUCGAGAACGAGAUCGUCUCCGCUCCGACGCCUUUACGUCGAUUCUUCAAUCAAUUCAGCGCCGAACGGAGCGGCGAGCGCAGGAGAUUCAGCCGAACGGAUCCGGUCGACAUGGACGACUCGUCGAAAGGCGUCAGUCAGAAUCCGCAUCCAUCGUCGCGCAAAAGCAGCGCCACGAAGCAAUGGAUGCCGCAGAAUUUCGGCCUGAGCGUAGGAGACUCGCCCAACGAGAUCGUCUCCUACAGCACGAUGAACAGCAACAGCGACAUUGUCACAAACACCAGCGGCGCUGCCAACGGUCGAAAGGCGAGGAAAACUAAAGUCUCCGAUAAUGAGCACAGCCAUGGAAGUCUGUUCUUGAGGGCCGGCGCUGUGGCUUUCGGGCUGGGCACUAUGAUUUAUGACGGGCUGGAAUUCGGUGCCUUUCUCGAAGUGCCGCCCGAUUCGCCUUGUUUCGCUUUGCUGCGUGGCAUCAAUCCGCUUCUGCACGCAGCCUUUGUCUUCCUCCAAAUGUACUUCAUCUUCGUGUCCGCCAGGCUCAACAUUCACAAAUUCAAAGUGAUUGCUCGUUUCGGAUUGAUGCACUGCGUUGCCACCAACAUUUGCGUUUGGAUUCGGACGUUGGUUAGAGAAUCGUUGAAAGAGAUCAAUGGUCAUUAUCAUUAUUACGAUAAAAUUGCCAAGAGCCAACAACUGCAGCAAAGCCAACCGGUUGUCGAUGGCUAUGAAUCCGUUUCCAACGCUUUCCUACAUCACAUUGUCGAGGCUGUAGCCGCCGCGGCCGGAAGCGAUGAAAGUUUCGAAGGAGGAAAUUCAGCCCUUUUUGAUAUAGUGAAUGAAACUUUGGGCGAUGCGCUCAUCGGCGUUGCGACGUCAGCCGCACCGACUGUUGCAGCCGUUAAGAGUAAAAAAGAAAUUAGCUUGUGGGAAUUGACGGGCAAUGUCUCGUGCGGCCGUCGCAUUUUCCUGGGCAACAUCAUCAUGGACGCUGCUCCGUUCCUCUAUCCUUUCCUCAUUGAAUAUUCGCUCAUUGGCGCUGCAGUUCUCUACGUCAUUUGGGAACACAUUGGCCUCAACCCAAAGUACAAGACGGAAGAGAACAACCGAGGCAUUAAAGACGAAUCGAUUUGGAACAGCAAAACUCGGCAAUUGAGAGUCGAUUGUGUUGGAGCUUCAAAGGGACUCUUUAUUGGCCUCUUUUUCCUGACAGCGUCGCUCCUCUGUCUCGUUUUAUUCUUCAUUUUUGUGCCCAUGCCGCAAUUCAAACGACUGGGACUCAUCCUGGGCGACGCGGCCCAUUGCACUUUGCUUAUCGUUUCCAUCUUCGCCAUGGCGUUAGGCGCAUACAGAGCCCGGCAUUUGCAUUUCCAUUCGGAGCACAUGGAAGAGCUGGGCAACAUUUUGCUUCGUGUUUCUGCCCUUGGGAUUUUCGCCUAUUCCGUCUUCUCGAUGAUCGCCGGAGCACUGGCCAAUCCGUCGACAGACGAACCGCCACUCUUGGUCCUCAUCACCGGCCUCUUGUCCGUCAUUGAAGUGACGGUACAAAUGCUUUUCAUUUCGGACAUGUCGAGACGCAGUGUCAACACAGCCGAACAGGAUUUGGAGAAACCAGGCCGACAGUGCGUCACUUUUUUGUUGAUAACCAACAUGACUCUUUGGCUUGUCUACACUUUCGAAAUGCAAAAAGUCGAAGCUAAUCCCGUUCAGCUGAAUUUUUAUGGAUUUCUGCCUUGGGCUAUUAUUCAACGCAUCACGCUACCGCUCUGCAUCUUUUAUCGCUUUCAUUCGGCUAUUGUCUACUCGGAAAUUUGGAAGAACUCUUAUCGAUACCAUGCCCCUUCGGACGAAACGAUGGCGCCCGGUGGAUCUGAAAUGAAUUAAAACGCCUUCCUUUGUGUUAAAAAUGUCAACUAUUAGAUAAGGCGUCUGCAUGUUUACAUAGUUCCCUUGUAUAUUUUGGACGAUUUUUCAAUCUUUCCUUAUCCUAUCAUUUUUUUUUCAUUUACAUCAACAUAAAACUAAUGGUUGUUGGGAUAUUAGAUCCCCACAUGUCACCAUGAACGUAAAAAAUGUGCUGCCUUUUUCGCAUGUCCAUUUUGAUAUAAUUUCUUAUAGGACUGGUUGAAAAUGGGGCGUAUCAUGUGAGUUCCACGAACUCGUAAUACUAUAUCAUAGUGUAGGCAAUAGAUCAGGUGCAAUGACGUGUUCAUAUCAGAUAAAAAGAAGUAGGUGCGUUUUGUACAUUUCCGGAUCGAUUAGACAGGCGGAUAUUCCAUCAAGUAAUAACAGUUUAUACCCUGCAAUCUUCUGCAAAAAUAAUUGGCUUUUUUUCUUAUGUAUGUAGUGCGAUUUUUUGUAUUUAAAGAUGAUUCUGUUUUCGCAUUCCUAAUGCUGAUAUGAUUUGAAGAAUGUCACUUCCAGAAGAAA